Molecule: messenger RNA, 1413 nt
Organism: Venturia canescens
Lineage: Eukaryota; Metazoa; Arthropoda; Insecta; Hymenoptera; Ichneumonidae
Exons: 1
Coding region: 1-1413 (470 amino acids)
Source: RefSeq, a predicted model, not a curated record
AUGACGACGGUUCAAGCCAAGGUUGACCGUCGCAUCGCCGGACUCUACAGCACAUUCCAGUGCAUCAUCGGCCUCGCUGAAAAUGCGCAGGAGGCUUCAACCAGUAACACUUCGCGAGUGCUCGCAACGACGCGCCUGGAGCUUCUCGAAGCAGAAUGGAUACGGUUCAAAUCGGAACAUGCGGUCCUUCUCGACAUGAAUUGUGAAAAUCUACAGGAUCAGGCGUACUUCCGGGAGUCCGUAGAGGCUCAAUGCCUUCAGGCUUACGAGACGGCUAAAGUAGCCUAUCUCACGAUCAAGGAGCAUUACGACCGCACCGAACCUACCGGCGCCCUUCUCGCCGACGUCUCAGCUGCAGAGUGUCAGGCCGCUCUUCGUCGGUCCCUUCCAGAGAUUAAACUAAAAACAUUUUCCGGAGAGUUUUCAAAGUGGCGGGAAUUUCAUGACAUGUUCGUCUCCAUGGUGGGUGAGAACACAUACAUCACCUCCGUUGAGAAAAUGCAGUAUCUUCGAACUUCACUAAAGGGAGAAGCAGCUCAACUGGUGUCAAACCUUCCUAUUUCGGCCUCUUCGUUCGCAGCAGCUUGGGAUAUUCUCGUUGAACGGUAUGAGAACAAACGCCUCCUCAUCACGGCUCAGCUCGACUGUUUGCUCGGCAUCCCGAACAUAACCACUCGGUCCGGUAAAGCUCUCAACAACCUUCUCAACACAUUGUCUGAGGUCCUCCACGCCUUACAAGCGCUGGAGGUCCCCAUUCAAUCGUGGGACUGUAUCUUGGUUCACAUCGUCGCUUCAAAAUUGGAUCAACAUCUUCGUGAACAAUGGGAAGUCAAGCUCGGCGCUGCAAAAGAACCGGCAACUCUUCAACAACUUCGAGAUUUUCUCAACACUCGGGCUCGAGCUCUGGAGAGCAUCGAGAUUCGUGUGCCUCAGUAUUCUUCUCGGCAGUCUUCAACCGCAACGCCUUCACCGAAAACGGCCACUUCGCGAACUUCCUCUUCAUCGGGCGCCGUCAAGGCAUAUACAUCGCAGGUCCCUUCGAAGGGUACGAUCCCUACAACCGUGGAUCAUAAAGCCGCUAUGGCGUCCACGAAGCUCCUAAAUCCAGGCGGUUCGGCAACCCAGUGUUGUCAUUAUUGCCUCAGCCAGCACUUCAUCGCGAAGUGCCCCAAUUUUAAGCAGCGGACCCCUCAAGAACGUCGGACAAUCGCAGAACAGCGACGAUUGUGUUUCAACUGCCUCGGACCUCAUUCUGCAGUAAACUGCAAAGUAACCGGCCGCUGUGCCGAGUGCGGUGGCAAGCACCACACACUCAUUCACACCGGAUCAAUCUCGGCUACUCCUUCACCACCUGCCGGAGCUCCUCAUCUGAAACCAUCGGCAUCUUCGUCACCGAAUGAGCCUCAGGCUUGA